Molecule: messenger RNA, 2518 nt
Organism: Cyprinodon tularosa
Lineage: Eukaryota; Metazoa; Chordata; Actinopteri; Cyprinodontiformes; Cyprinodontidae
Gene: zdhhc7
Product: zinc finger DHHC-type palmitoyltransferase 7
Exons: 6
Coding region: 30-992 (320 amino acids)
Biological process (GO): protein targeting to membrane; peptidyl-L-cysteine S-palmitoylation
Cellular component (GO): Golgi apparatus; endoplasmic reticulum
Molecular function (GO): protein-cysteine S-palmitoyltransferase activity
Source: RefSeq, a predicted model, not a curated record
AAAGUAUUUGUGUUCUCCCGCAGGGCAGGAUGCAGUCUUCAAACCACCGACUACGUGAUAUGGAGCAGCACCACCCGCUGCUUGCAGCUGGUGCAGAUGUAGAGACAGGCAUCCUGGGAGCCGGCGUGAUGGUUGGAGGUCCAAACUCCGGCCACACAGUAGGGAACCGCACUGUCUGGUUCAUUCAGGACAGCUGCGGGAUGGUGUGCGCCACCAUGACCUGGUUCCUGGUCCUAUACGCUGAGUUUGUGGUGAAUUUCGUCAUGCUUCUGCCUGCCAAGAACUUCUGGUACUCGCUGCUGAACGGGGCCACCUUCAACUCCCUGGCUGUACUUGCACUGGCAUCACACCUGCGCACCAUGUUGACCGACCCAGGUGCAGUUCCUAAGGGCAAUGCUACCAAGGAGUACAUGGAGAGUUUACAGCUUAAGCCUGGUGAAGUCAUCUACAAGUGCCCAAAGUGUUGCAGCAUCAAACCUGAAAGAGCACACCACUGCAGUAUUUGUAAACGAUGCAUUCGGAAGAUGGAUCAUCACUGUCCCUGGGUCAAUAACUGUGUGGGAGAGAAGAAUCAGAGAUUCUUUGUUCUUUUUACUAUGUACAUAGCAUUGAUUUCAGCCCAUGCUCUGGGCCUGAGUGGAAUGCAUUUCUUCACAUGUAUUAAGGUGCAGUGGAAUGAGUGCAGUGACUUCUCACCAGGGGUGUCUGUUCUGCUGCUGAUCUUCCUCUGUCUUGAGGCCAUCCUCUUCCUAACUUUUACGGCCGUUAUGUUUGGCACACAGAUUCACUCUAUCUGCAACGAUGAGACGGAGAUUGAGCGUCUCAAAAACGAGAAGCCAACAUGGGAGCGUCACAUGAGAUGGGAUGGAAUGAAAUCUGUCUUUGGGGGUCCGCCGUCACUUCUGUGGUGCAACCCAUUUACAGGCCUCCAUCUGCGCCGUCUGUUGGCGGGGACUCAGGGUCGCCGUGGCGGCUCAGAGUUUUCCGUCUGACAGUCUGGCCAGACAGAUUUGUUAUCGGUCCCCCCUGUGAGGACUACGGUGGACCUUCAAUUCCUCAGCCUGCCCUUUGAAGGGAACGAUACACAGGCUGCUGCAGCGGGACCACAAACAUCACAGCUGGCUGUAUAACACUCAACACUGUGUUAAUUUGCACUUGUGUUCUCAAAAUUGGGCUGUUUUUUCUUGAGCAGCAUUUCGAUUUGCUUGUGUGAAUUUUUUAUCUCACGUACUACAGCAGUCAAGUCAGGUCUGUCUCCAGGAACCAUCCAAACGAGUGUUGGAGAUGCACUUGUGUUUCUACAGCAUAUCAUUUAUCAACUCUGCAGUCGGGGAAAAGGAUCACAAGUGGGAGAAAUGCUCAGUACUCAUCUGGAUCCAGACAUGGAAAUCCCAGUUCAGGAUUUGCACUACUUCCUUUAUAACAGCCAUGUGUGUGCAGAGCACAAUAACUUUGAACUAUGUGCUCAGACAUGCAUGAACAACAGACACAUCUGCCAGCCUGGAAGUGGCAGCCUUUUAAAGACACCGGCCAUUGUAAACACAAGCCUUAUUCUUAGACAAGAGGACCAAAUGGCUUUUCUCAUCAGUUCGUCCUCCUCUUGUGUUUUUUUUUUUUUUUUUUUUUAAGUCUUUGGUAUUUUUGUUGUUACGUGAACCUGUAAAGAUAUUCUUCUAUUUUUAAGUGACUACUGAAGCCUUAUCACCAAGACCACUCCUCAACAGCUAUCCUACGUGCUCAUUUGGAUAAGGAAGUCAUUCUCAGUGUCCAUAGCUUUGCCAUUCAUCCCUGCUUACAUGCUGCCUAACAUCUUAGGAGCCUUUCUGAAACGAUAAAUUACUGAUACGUCUCCCUAAUUCAGGCUGUAGAUUGAAUGUAAUUUUUAAUGGUUUUCUAUUUGUGUUUAUCUUCAUGCUGUUAGAUGGAGGAAUAGAUCCAGAAACAUGGAGAGAUUGCAUUCAAACACUGAAACCUCACAAGCUGCUCAGAGCCAGAAUAGACAUGAUCAGUUUGCAUGCUGCUAAGCAACUAUGUGGUGUACCCUCUUGUUAAAGAAGACUGCACCAUAGUACAUCACUGGACUACAGAGCAACGCUUUUUUUCUCUUUGUAAAGUUGGUACAAACAGGAAGUCGUUUAAUUAUAAAAGCAUUAAGUCUGAACUGUGUUUGGGGGAAUUGCCUUUUUUUUCCCCCCUCUCCAUAGGUUUAACCCCAGCAAUAUCUGCCAGCAGGGCAGGAAGUGAUCAUGUUCAGGUGUUGCAUCAGAGCACUUAGGCUGUUAAAGUGAUCCAUUAUAUUUAUGACGCUCACCUUAACAGAAGUGAUAUGCCAGUAAGCACUUGAAACGGAUGCGUCUUGAAUAUAAGUUAGGGUUUAGUCUAAGAGGCUGAAAGUGCUUAAAUGAAACCUUUUCAGUCUGAUAUUCCCAGCGAAACGAUUUAGUGCUAUUUGUUCUCAUCUGUGGUGAUCAAGAGAAAUAUCUUCGCUGUUUACACUAUUGAUUAAAAUCUCAAAGAA